UGCCCAGCGCUGCGGCUGUCAGCUCUCUGCCAAUUUACCUGUCGUCCCCCCACCCAUUCUCAGCUUCUCUCGCCCCUCUCUGACUGAUGAACUCCAUGAAUGCCCGUUUCAAGAACCUGGUUGGUUCGAAACGCAAGAGUUCUUCCCAGCAGCCCACCCAGAGCACGCCCGGCGGCACCACCCCCACAGGCUCGAACCGACCGACGUCGCUGUCGCCGCAGGCCAGCAACUCGAGCAGCUCGUCGCUCCCCAUGAACCCACAGAACAACCUGGGGCGCCCGCCCUCGUACACCUUUGCGCCGCAGCAGGGCGGCCUCGCACCGCAGCAGCAGCACGGCCGCCCGACCAGCCCCCUCCCGCCCAUCAACACGGGCGCGCCUGGCUACCCAACACACCCUCAGCAGCCCGUAGGCUACCCUCCACAGGGCGGUCCGCCAGGAUAUCCGCCGCAGCCGCAGCCUGGGCAGUACGGCGCGGGCUAUGGCGCUCCUCCGCCGCCUGCUGCCCACGGCCCGGGCCCGGUGCAGCAGUACCGCCCGCCAGGCAUGGCAGAGGUCGCCGGUGAGGGACGCUCCAAGGCCCAGCUCAUCGUGGGCAUUGACUUUGGCACGACCUUCUCAGGUGUCGCAUUCGCUUUCGCAACCAACACCGAGGCCAAAGAGGACAUCAUCACUGAGUGGCCCGGCGCUGGCAACCAGACCAAGCAGAAGAUCCCCACUGUGCUCUACUACGACCAGUACCAGAAGGUCGUAGGCUGGGGCCCGGACAUCGCCGAUGCACUCGCACCCACAGGUUACCCCAAGCCUGGCGUGCAGAAAGUCGAGUGGUUCAAGCUGCAGCUCAUGCUGUCCGGCAACACAUACAUCGACCCCAUCAACCUGCCUCCUCUACCCCCGGGCAAGUCUGAGAUUGAUGUGGCCGCCGACUACCUCUUCCACCUGCGACAGGCGAUGCGGAACCAGCUGCAGAAGACACUGGGCGAGGUCUUCAACCGUGAGGAGCGCAACAUUCGUUACUACCUGACGGUCCCUGCUAUCUGGAACGAUGCUGGAAAGGCCGCAACGCGUGCUGCCGCUAUUCAGGCUGGUUUCCUGCGCGACGAGAACGACAACAGGCUGACACUCAUCACCGAGCCCGAAGCCGCCGCCAUGUUCUGUUCGAAGACGGGUCUGCUCAACCUCAAGAUGCACGAUGCGGUGUUGAUCGUCGAUUGCGGUGGUGGCACCGUCGAUUUGAUCGCGUACGAGGUCGAAGAGGAGCAGCCGUUCUCUGUGGCCGAGUGCACAGCUGGAUCUGGUGACUCCUGCGGUUCUACAGCGCUCAACCGCAACUUCAGCAACAUCCUGCGGGCGAAGAUUCGAAAGAUGAAAUUGCCUGACGGUUCAAAGACAGCAGGCAAGGUCUACGCCAAGUGCAUCAUGGACUUUGAGAACAGAAUAAAGGCCGAUUUCCGGAACAACGGCCAGAAGUGGGCGGUCGAUGUCGGCAUCGAGGCUGAGUUCCCCGAGGCCGGUAUCGAAGAAGGUUACAUGACAUUCACCAACGAGGAGAUCCUGCAGUGCUUCGAGCCUGUCGUCAACCGCAUCCUGGAGCUCGUGAGGAAUCAGAUCAUCGCCAUUCAGGCACAAAAUAGGGCAUUACAGAACGUGCUAGUCGUUGGUGGUUUCGGCGCUUCCGAGUACCUCUUCCAGCAGAUCAAGCUCCACGUACCACCUCAGUUCCAGUCCAAGGUCGUCCGUCCCAUGGAUUCCGUCGCCGCCAUCGUCAAGGGUGCCGUCACCGCUGGUAUUACAGAACGAAUCGUCACACACCGCGUCGCUCGUCGUCAUUACCUCAUGGCUACACUGCAGCCUUUCAAAGAGGGCCACCACCCUGAGCAAUACCGUGUGCCGUCUCUCGAUGGCAAAGACCGAUGCAAGUACACACGACAGAUCUUUGUGCAGAAGGGUCAACGAGUCAAGAUCGGCGAGCCUGUGAAGGUUUCAUUCUUCAGACAAGUAGCACCCGGAGCAACCCUCAUGUACGAAGAUAUAUUGUACGCCUGCGACGACGACGUCUGCCCAGAGUACACAAAGGACCCUCGCAUAAAGGAAGUUGUCACCCUCACCUCAGACCUCUCGCGGAAGAACCUCGAAAAGGACUUCGAGCGCAUGGACACCCCACAAGGCACCUUCUACCGCGUCUACUUCGACAUCUACCUCACGCUCGACGGCUCCGAGUUCAACGCCGAGCUUGUCUGCCAGGGCGAGGUCAUGGGUCGCUGCACUUCGCGGUUCAGAUAGUCACAGCACCGAG
This is a messenger RNA of Didymella exigua CBS 183.55, 2295 nucleotides long. Its product is annotated as Hsp70 family protein. Gene Ontology annotation, molecular function: ATP binding; ATP-dependent protein folding chaperone. NCBI's taxonomy places the organism in Eukaryota, Fungi, Ascomycota, Dothideomycetes, Pleosporales, Didymellaceae. The record is from RefSeq and is a predicted model, not a curated record. The transcript has 4 exons. Bases 87 to 2282 code for a protein of 731 amino acids.